CAAUCCCCUCUCUCUCUCUCUCUCUCUCUCUCUCUCUCAUUAUUGCUGUCUCUCUCAUUAUUGCUCUCUCUUUCUUCUCUUUAUGGUGUUAUAAAGUGCUUAACGGCGAUAAAUGCAGAGCAUAGCAGCAGCCAGCCUCCUCCUCCUCCUCUUCCUUCUAGCUGAGUAAUGAUAUGAUGGAGAUGUACUAUGGGCUGGCUAACUUCAUAGUUGUGUUGUUCUUGAGCUUGGGCAGUCUGUUCAUCACCUCUCUCGCAUGUCAUCCGAACUGCCCCUACCUCCCUCCUCCUAAGCCCACGCCAUGUCCGCCCACGGUCAAGCCCCCCCACCCACCCAAGCACCCAAAGCCCAAGCCCCCGCCCAUGGUGAAGCCACCCGUUGUAAAACCACCCUCUGUAAAACCACCGCCAUAUUCGCCCCCAAAGAUCUCACCCGUUGUUCCAAAGCCGCCGAAAAAGCCACAACCGCCACCAGUAGUGCUGCCGCCAACACUCCCACCCAAGCACUUUCCGCCUAGUCAUAAACCGCCUAAACCUCCCAAGCGGCCGGCACCCAUUGUUCCAAAGCCACCGAAAACGCCACAUCGGCCGGUACCUGUUUUUCCAAAGCCGCCGGUGACUCCAUAUCCGCCUCGCCAUCCGCCGCAUUCGCCACCAAUAGUACUGCCGCCAAAACUCCCGCCCAAGCACUUUCCGCCUUAUAAACCGCCAAAACCUCCCACGACACCAGUGCCUGUUGUCCCAAAGCCGCCCGGAACGCCAUAUCCGCCGCCAACACCUGCCGUUCCGAAGCCGCCAGCAACUCCAUCUCCGCCUCACUCGCCACCGUAUUCGCCACCAAUUGUGCAGCCGCCAAUACUCCCGCCCAAACACACUCCGCCUUAUAUAACGCCCAAACCUCCAACGACACCGACACCCAUUACUCCAAAACCUCCGAAAUCGCCAUAUCCAUCGCCAACACCCACCGUUCCAAAGCCUCCGGCAACCCCAUUUCCGCCUCCCUCGCCGCCGUAUUCACCACCAAUAGUGCUGCCGCCAAUCCUCCCACCGAAACCAUCUCCGCCUUCUAAACCUCCCAAACCACCAGCACCCGUCGUUCCAAAACCGCCAGAAACCCCAUCUCCGCCGGCUCCAGUAACACCCAUAACCCCAUCUCCACCAGCCCCCAUCGUUCCGAAACCACCGGAAACGCCAUCUCCGCCUGCUCCGAUAACACCCAUUGUUCCAAAACCGCCGGAGACACCAUCUCCGCCGGCUCCGAUUACACCCAUUGUUCCAAAACCACCGUUCACUCCACCAGUAACACCGUGUCCGCCUCCCUCUCCUCCGCCGACACCAUGCCCGCCGCCGUCGCCGGCAGCGCAACCAACUUGCUCGAUUGACGCGCUCAAACUAAACGCGUGCGUGGAUCUGCUGGGUGGGCUGGUGCACAUUGGAAUAGGCAAGAGCGCCAAGGACACCUGCUGCCCGGUGGUGAAGGGGUUGUUGGGGUUGGACGCGGCGGUAUGUCUGUGCACCACCAUUAAAGCCAAGCUUCUCAACAUCGACAUAAUACUGCCCAUUGCACUGGAAGUGCUAGUGGACUGUGGGAAGACUCCGCCGCAGGGAUUUCAGUGUCCGGCAUGAUUAAGUCAUAACUACUACGAUUAGGAUGGAUGUUGCGGAGGUUGAUGAGGAGGAAUAACGUGAUAGAGAUUUGGGGGUCAUUAGUUUGAAUUGUUGAGAAUUUUUUGUUUUUCCCUUUUUUGUAAACCACACACAGUGUAUCAAGUAAUUAAUGUGCUGUGUGGAGGACCUGCUGUUGUGUGAUUCAUGCUGUAUUCCCUCGCUGUCGCUGCUAGUGUAUCGAGCAGAGAGUAUAAAAUAAUUCUCUCUCUCUCUCCCUCGUGUUGUUCAAAAUUUUAUGAAAAUUUAAUAGUUUUGUUUUGGUCA
Molecule: messenger RNA, 1931 nt
Organism: Malania oleifera
Lineage: Eukaryota; Viridiplantae; Streptophyta; Magnoliopsida; Santalales; Ximeniaceae
Product: 36.4 kDa proline-rich protein
Exons: 1
Coding region: 174-1625 (483 amino acids)
Source: RefSeq, a predicted model, not a curated record